This is a messenger RNA of Tribolium castaneum (red flour beetle), 2022 nucleotides long. RefSeq names its product nose resistant to fluoxetine protein 6-like. Gene Ontology annotation, molecular function: acyltransferase activity, transferring groups other than amino-acyl groups. The record is from RefSeq and is a predicted model, not a curated record. Lineage: Eukaryota; Metazoa; Arthropoda; Insecta; Coleoptera; Tenebrionidae. The coding region runs from base 39 to 1973 and encodes 644 amino acids. The transcript has 9 exons.
CAUGCUAGUCAGUCUGAAUCAGAAAUACUCUCAAAAUCAUGUGUUUCAAAAGCAAUAUUUUAUUUUUGUUUUUGAUUACUUCUGUGUUUUGUGAUAUCUACGAUGAUUUUGAUAACGAGGUCGUAAACAGAAAAGAAAUAACCACUCGCAUUAAAACCAAACUGGGCGAUUCAGAUGAAGCCAAUUUUGCACAAAUUAAGAUGUUGGAUGCUUGGGCGAAAUUUCCAAGUGGAAUUUUAGAAGGCAAAAUAGUGAAUCUGGGAAGUUUUGACGAAUGCUACAACAUCGAGUAUAACAAUAUUUAUGGAAAGUAUUGUUUAGGGACUUUAUCAUUGAGCAAAAAAACAGAAAAAUAUUUCAAAAAAUUUAAUAAUCGUACCCACAGUUUUAAGCCUCCUAUUAAACUUUCUCUAAAUCGAGGACUCAGAACGUCAGAGAGCGAUGCUGUAGGACUUUUGUUUGGUGCCUGUAUACCUAGCAGUAUGUCAGCAACUGAAAUGCCUGGUCUUUUAAAAUUCACAGAAGAGCUCUGCUAUUCUAAAGCCACUGAACCGGAGUUAUCAGUAGGAGCUAUUGUGACCAUAACUAUUUUAGCAAUUUUCUUGUGUAUCGUAAUAGUGUCAACUAGCUAUGACAUAGCUUUACACUACUUCAAAAAAGAACCUUAUCAUGAACUAUUGAUUGCGUUUUCCUUUCUCUUCAACGGUCGAAAACUCUUCCGUUCGAGCAAAAAUUCGGAACAAUUGCUUUGUCUAAAUGGAAUUAAGGCUUUGAGUAUGAUGUGGGUUAUCGUUGGGCAUGAUUUUUCAAAUGCAAUGAGUGCACCAUUAUCUAAUUUCUUUACUCUAGCAGAUUGGCUCAAUGAUCCCGCCAACAUGUUUAUAGUGGGAGCCACAGUCUCCGUUGAUACAUUUUUCACAGUUGGAGGUCUUGUAACAGUUUACACAUUUUUGAAAUCAAUGGACAAAGGAGCAAAAUUCAACGUGUUACUUUUCUACCUUCAUAGAUAUCUCCGACUAACUCCUGCAUACUUUAUAAUGGGACUGAUACACAUUUAUCUCCUAAAUUACUUUGCAACUGGACCUUUGUGGAAAUUUGUUGAUUUGUUGCUAGUUGACUCGUGCGAAACAGGCUGGUGGAGCAGUCUCCUGUAUAUAAGCAAUUAUGUGCAAAAUGGAACAUGUUUGCCUCAAGCUUGGUACCUGCAAGUUGAUAUGCAAUUAUUUGUCUUGUCACCAAUCAUUCUUUUACCAUUGUGGAAGUGGCCUAAGAUUGGUUUAGGUAGUUUAGGGUUCUUAACAAUUAUGGGAUGUGUUUCGCCGUUUGUGAUUGGUUACGUGAAACAUUUCAGACCUGGAAUGUUAGCAAAUAAAGAUGCGCUAGAUUUUGGCAAUUAUUAUUAUGAUGCAACAUACGCACGGUUUGGUCCUUACGUUAUUGGAAUGCUUGCAGGUUAUUUCAUAUACAGGAUUAAAACAAACAAGAUCAGAAUUCAUUUAAAAUCAUGGCACGUUAUAACACUUUGGUUAGUGUUUAUAACCGGUUUGGUAGCUUGUGUGUGGGCUGGUUAUCCACUGAAUGUGGCAACAGAAGAAGACAGAUGGGGAGAUUCAAUGUUCUUGGCUUUCAAUCGCCCAGCUUGGGCUGUGGCAGUUGUUGGAGUAAUUUUCUUGUGUGUUAGUGGCUAUGGGAAACCGAUUGAUACAUUUCUUUCUUGGUCAGUUUUCCAAUUUUUGACAAAGCUCUCUUACUCCAUGUACCUGAUACAUUUUGCUAUCAAUAUAUGCAGAAAUUCAAUGCUAAGAAACAAUAUAAAAUUCUCCACAAUUGGAAUGAUGCAUCUUUUUUGGGGAGAUUUUAUGUUUACGUUAGGUUUAUCGCUCAUUUUGUGCUUAACAUUUGAAUCUCCAAUCAUAAUUCUUGAAAAGUAUCUCUUUCACAGAAGUCCCAAAACAAAAAGUGUAAAGCAAUAAUAAUUAAUUACGUGUAGGAAGAUAAAUAGAUAAUAUACUCGUCUAUUUA